CCAUCUGACGUCGUACGCGCGAUGCCUGGGAAAUACGCCAUCGGCGCGCUCCUCGGAGCGGGCGCCGCCGUCGUCGUGAACGACAUGAUGCCCGACGCGCUCCCGCGCCUCGGGCUCAGCACGCCGAAGAACAUCAACCUCCAGUACUUCGACAUCAUGGGCCCCACGGAGCGCAUCCGCUACGCGCUCCUUCUCGGCAAAGUUCCGUUCAACGACGAGCGCGUCAAGUUUUCCGAUUGGCCCAGCGUGAAGCCCACGACGCCGUACGGUCAGAUGCCCGUGCUCACCGUGGACGGGCAACGGUUCACGCAGAGCGGCGCGAUCUUGAACUGGGCGGGGACGAUCACGGGGUUGACCCCGCGCGACCCGAUCAAGGCGAUGCGCGUGAACGAGGCGUGCGAGCUCGACAACGACUUGCGAGGGAAGAUCCGGCCGAGCAUCUACGUCGGCAUGGACAAGUCGCUGGGCGACCGGGAGAAGAAGCGGAAGGUGAAGGAGAUGCGCGAGGAGAUCGCGAAGACGCACAUCCCGUUCUACCUCGGGCACUUCGAGAAGAUGCUCGAAGACAGCGAGUACCUGUGCGGCGACAAGGUCACCGUCGCGGACUGCCAAGUCUUGAGCACGCUGCGUUGGCUCGGCGGCGGCGGGCUCGAUCACAUUCCGCCCACGUGCGUCGAAGCGUUCCCGAAGCUGUGCGCGCUGAAGAAGAAGAUGGAGGCGAUGCCGGAGAUCGCGGAAUACCUCGAGAAGACGAAGAAGUGAGUAUCGACGAUCUCGACGCGAUAGAGCCAGCGAGCGAGCGAGCGAGCGAGCGAGGAGGAGGAGGAGGAUCGCUACGCGACGCGGCGACUCGCGAUGUGCACACCGUACCAAAUCGAAGGACACGCGUCUUCCUUUUUCGCUACUGUACGCUACUAGUCUAGCUUAGCUAUCUCCUCCUCGUCGUCAGUCCAGC
Messenger RNA from Micromonas pusilla CCMP1545, 955 nucleotides. RefSeq lists its product as uncharacterized. Bases 22 to 762 code for a protein of 246 amino acids. NCBI's taxonomy places the organism in Eukaryota, Viridiplantae, Chlorophyta, Mamiellophyceae, Mamiellales, Mamiellaceae. Gene Ontology annotation, molecular function: glutathione transferase activity. The transcript is spliced from 2 exons. Gene Ontology annotation, biological process: glutathione metabolic process. The record is from RefSeq and is a predicted model, not a curated record.